Molecule: messenger RNA, 264 nt
Organism: Coniophora puteana RWD-64-598 SS2
Lineage: Eukaryota; Fungi; Basidiomycota; Agaricomycetes; Boletales; Coniophoraceae
Product: fungal hydrophobin
Exons: 2
Cellular component (GO): fungal-type cell wall
Molecular function (GO): structural constituent of cell wall
Source: RefSeq, a predicted model, not a curated record
GAGCCCGCCAGCUCAUGUGACACUGGCUCCCUCCAGUGCUGCGACACCGUCGAACCUGCCUCCAGCUCGGGCGCGACUCAGGUUCUCGGUCUCCUCGGCAUUGUCCUUUCCAACCUGGACGUUCUGGUUGGCCUCACCUGCAGCCCUAUCAGUGUCCUCAGCUCGGGCGGUAGCGGUUGCACCGCCGACCCUGUCUGCUGCGAGAAUAAUAACUUUAACGGACUUAUUUCUCUUGGAUGUGUGCCCGUCAACCUCUCUCUUUAA